This is a messenger RNA of Frankliniella occidentalis (western flower thrips), 528 nucleotides long. RefSeq names its product germ cell nuclear acidic protein-like. The transcript has 2 exons. The record is from RefSeq and is a predicted model, not a curated record. NCBI's taxonomy places the organism in Eukaryota, Metazoa, Arthropoda, Insecta, Thysanoptera, Thripidae. Bases 1 to 528 code for a protein of 175 amino acids.
AUGGGAGAUAAACCGAAUGACUCAGAUCAGGAUCAGGAUAGUUCUGACAACGAGGACAGUCCACCGUCUGACAACAGUGACAGUCCCCAGUCUGACAACAGUGAUGACAGUCCUCCAUCUGACAACAGUGAUGAUAGUCCUCCGUCUGACAACAGUGAUGACAGUUCUCCAUCUGACAAUGACGGUCCUCCCUCUGACAAUGAUGACGGUCCUCCCUCUGACAAUGACGAUGGUCCUCCCUCUGACAACGGUGAUAGUGACAGUUCAGCCUUUGAAUUCAAUGGUGCAAAUCAUAGUGGUACUGACAUAGAGAGCGAGUCAGAGGCUAGCAGUGAAGAUGAUAAUGGUCCAUUGGUUUUUGGAAAUAAUGAAGAGCUAGGAGAGCAUAUUAACAAUCAGCUGAGACAAUGGGCCCUUGAUGGUGGUGUGAUGUCAAUGCGGAAGCUGGACAAGCUGCUACGUCUACUCCACAGAUCAUUUCCAAAUGUACCUCAAAGUUAUAAAAGUCUGCUGAAGUGGUUGACCUAA